Messenger RNA from Hydra vulgaris (swiftwater hydra), 2807 nucleotides. NCBI's taxonomy places the organism in Eukaryota, Metazoa, Cnidaria, Hydrozoa, Anthoathecata, Hydridae. The record is from RefSeq and is a predicted model, not a curated record.
GUCCAUCGUCAUGGUGCACGUUCUCCAAUUCAUUUUUUCCCUAAUAAUCAGUAUGUUAAUCAAUGGCCUGUUAAUCCUGGAAUGCUUACAAAGAUAGGAAUGAACAUGACAUAUAGAUUAGGAGAGUUUUUAAAAAAGCGAUAUAUUGUUGAGUCUGGUUUUAUUAAUGAAAGCUAUGUACAAAAAGAGUUUUUAGAUGGAAAAAAUAUGACUAGAUAUUUAAGAACAAAGAUUGGGAAGACUUUGGAUGUCCAACACUGGACCAACACUGCUUUUAUUUGGCAUCUACUGCCAACACUGCUUUAACUUAGCAUCUACUUUUUAAGUUCAGAGUUACUAGCAAAACAAGAAAGAAUGUUAAAGAGCAAGAAAGUGAUUAACAGAAAAAAUUAAAAAGCUGCAUUUUAUGAAAAAAAAAAAAAAAAAAAAACAAGACAAGAGAAUGAAUAAAAGCACUGAUAUUUAUAUCCGAAGCUCAGAUGAAUCAAGAUGUUUACAAAGUGUAGAAACAGAGCUAGCAGGUCUUUUCCCACCAAUUGGAUAUCAGGUUUGGAAUAAGAAUAUUAAUUGGCAACCUAUACCUAUUCAUUCAGUUCCAUUUGACAAUGACCCGGUUUUGCGACCUCAUGAGACUAAUUGCCCUCGUCUUAAAGAAAUAUUGCAUCAAUUGACAUUAAAACCUGAAUAUAUUAAAAAGGAACACGAUAACCAGAAUUUUCUUAAAGAUUUGAGUAAUUACACUGGAAUGAAAGUUGAUUUUACAAAUAUUUGGAAAGUUGACGAUGUCUUUGAAUGUGAAGCAGCUCAAGGUUUUAGUCCACCAAAAUGGUACAAAGAUAUAGAGAUGCAACUUCUGGAUAUAUGUUCAUGGGUGUUUUUGUAUCAAUAUAAGAACGCUGAUGACGAGCUAGGAAGAUUAUUGGGAGGUACACUUUUGGACUGGAUAAAUACUAAUAUGAGAAAUUUUAAAACUAAAAGAUCUUAUGAUGAGGUGUACAAGAUAUCAAUUUUUUCAGGGCAUGAUAAAUCAAUACUGGCAUUAGCAGCUACAUUGGAUUUGGAAAUAACAGUACCAACAUUCGCAUCUUGUUUUAUGAUUGAAAUGUACGAAGAUAACAACGGAAAUUUUUUAGUGGAAAUGCAUUUUCGAAAUGAUACAUCUGGAAAUACCUUUCUCUUCAAACUCAAAGAUUGUGAUAUUUCUUGCCCUCUUGAACAAUUUUUGAGACUUACAAGUAGACGAACAACAACAAAACAAGAUUGUUUUCCUCAUGAAAAAUUUUUCUUGACACAGCCACAAUUAAAAAUUGGGUUCUUUGUAUUUAUGAUAUUGACCUUGUUACUAAUGGUAACGCUGAUGGUCAUAAUUAUUCGUAGGAGAAAGGUUUUAAAUCGAUUGAAGUUUUAUAACUCCUCGCUAAAAAAUAGUGAACUUGGACAACUAUUAGCCGAAUAAAAUAGUGAACUCGGACAAUUAUUAGCCAAAUAAUCCCCAAGAAAGAUUUUUUUCAUAUAUAUAUGUACCCCUAAUAUAGUAUAAACAUCGAGCUUUUCAUAAAACACUCCUUGAAACGAGACUGUGCUUGUUAAAAUAUAAAUAAACCUACGUUUUUUAAAAAUGGCAGUCAUUAAAUCAAAAUCAAAUAACAACACAAAGAAGUUUUUUUAUAUAUAUAUUUAUUUAUAUUAAUAAUAAAAACGAUAAAAAUAAUUUGAAUAAUAACAACAUUAAUAAUGUUAAUAAUAGAAAUUAUAAGAAAACAAACAAGUUUAAACCAGUUUAGAAAAGAUGAAAAUAUUUACGUUAACAUAAAAUAUUUACGUAUUAUUAAACAACCAAAAAAAGCAUCAUUAACUAAUAAUAUUAGCUGAGAAUGUUUUACUUAUUGUUUUUCACAUAGGUCUGAUUUUUAAGAUGGAAUUAGAGUUCCAACAAAUAUCAGCUUUUUGAACUGAAACAUGAAAAAAAAAAAAAAAAAAAAAACCGUAUACGAUUUUAUGCUUUUUUCAUGCAAAUUACAUCAAACAAUUCUCUUAGAGAAAAACAUUUUGAUGUAAUUUAACAACAACGAAAUAUAUAUAUUUUCAUAUCAUUACAUAAAAAAAUAUAUGAUAAUAUUAAUUAUACUAAAAUAAAUCAUAUUAUUAAUGUAAUUCGGAAAUGACUUAUUUUUAAGAUAUAAAUUGUUUAAAUGACUGAUGUCGUUUAAACAAUUUAUAUCUUAAAAAUCAAAUUUAACUUGAAUUUUUUUUUUGAUAAUAUUUUUUGGUUUCUAAUAUUAAGGUAGUAAUAAAAAUGCAUCAUAAUAUAGACAACAUCAAGAUAUUAAAAUCCUCUUAAGUAUGCCAAAAGCGUUUGCAGUCUUUUUAAAUGAGAACAACUCUAUUUAUUAUAUGUAUACUACUAUUCUAUAAACAAUAAUAUACUAAUUAAAAGUUUAAAUUUAUAAAGUUAAUGAAGAAAUUUCUACAUUUUAUUCUGAAAUUAUACAAAGUAAUAGUUUAACGCUGAGUUUGUUUUAAUCGUGACAAGCACUACCUCGCUUUGAAAAAUGUUCUUUAUCCGUCGGAGAUAUUUAUAAGAAGGUCUUUUGAUUACCAAGCAAAACUCGCGUUCUCUCGCACACAUACGCUCAAGAAUAACAAUUCCUUCAUUUUCGAUUGUUUUAAUAAAAAGUGUUAAUGAUGUUGCUUUUUGUAGAUAUGUACAAUUUUAUAAAAGUUUUUUGUACUUUUGAAAUGUUUAUUUAUAAAUUUGUUUGUGCUUGAUGUAUCUUAUGGAAAAUGAACAAGAUUUAUUAUAUUUA